AUGGCCGAAAUACAACCAUCCAACUCGCAUUUUCACCCCACGAGACUUACAGGAGAGGCCGAUGAAUCCGACGUCGCUAUGUCCGGCGCUGAUGACCCGAGUAUCGACGCAGCCCACACGCCGUAUAGUCAGACCGAAAUUGACGAAGACAGAGACCGAGACAUCAACGAGGGCGAAGACCGGGAAAACACUGGCCAAGACAUUAGCGAGGGUGACAAUGAUGACAUCGAUGACGACGACGAAGACCACGGUGACGAUGAAGCGCACCGAUAUUCUGAUGGAGAACUGGAUGAAUCUUUCCAAACCAGGUUUGCUACGCCGCAUCGAGGUUCCGGUUUACCUGUUGCUUUGUCUAUGUUGGGCGGCAUGUUGUCAAUGUCGGGUAUCAGUGGCCGUUUGAGGGAGAUUUUGAACAAUCUUCGGCGGGAAGCGGAUCCGUCUGUUCAAUUGAUUGCCUUGCAAGAUUUAUCAGAGAUCUUGCUUGUAUCCAACGAAGAUAACUUGAUCGGCAACUUCUCACCCGACCCCUACGUGCGAGACCUUGUCGCUCUCAUGCAGCCAAACGAAAUCACGGGGGAAGAAAACCCUGAAAUGAUGCUGCUAGCGUGUCGGUGUCUUGCGAACCUAAUGGAAGCGAUACCCGCAAGCGCAGCCAACGUGGUGUAUGGCGGGGCCGUCCCUGUUCUGUGCCAAAAGCUUCUUGAGAUAUCUUUCAUCGACGUCGCUGAACAGGCUCUUAGCACCCUUGAGAAAAUCUCUGUCGAAUACCCUUCCCAGAUUGUUCGAGAAGGCGGCCUAACUGCAUGUCUUUCUUACUUGGAAUUUUUUGCUACCAGCACGCAACGGACUGCCGUGACGACGGCUGCGAACUGCUGUCGAAAUAUCCCUGAGGACUCGUUUCCGGAGGUUCGCGAUGUUAUGCCUAUCUUGUUGAAUGUUCUCUACAGCAACGACCAGCGAGUUGUCGAGCAAGCGGCACUGUGUGUGUCUCGCAUUGUUGAGUGUUUCAAACAAUAUCCACCUAAACUUGAAGAGCUGGUGGGUGUUGACCUGCUGAAGGCCAUUUUAAGGUUACUCUUACCUAGCUCGACCAACCACUUUAUUGGACCAAGCCUCCACACACAGUUUUUACGUGUCCUGGCAAUUACCGCCGACGACAGCCCGCUCCUUGCAGCCGAACUCUUCAAAAUGAACGUUGUCGAAACGCUUUACCAGAGCCUAACCGGCGUGUCGCCCCCUGCAGGAGUCGACGACAUUGCUGCCAAAUUGGACAGUGUUCUUGUUAUGCAAGCUUUGAUCCAUCGGCCAAAAGAACAAAUUAUCGAGACUCUCAAUGUUGUCUGCAACCUACUACCGAAGGAAUCCGCUGCUGUUCCAGUUGACUCUGUAAUUGCCAGCAUGAGGAGCGGGCAUACGCAGACUCAGAGCAGCUUAGGAACAAACGAGGUGAACUUUUCCUCUUCAAUUCCCGAAUCAAACAGGCUGAGGCUCAGAUUCUUGAGAGAUUGCCAAGCAGAGGUCCGGCGAUUUACCCUCAUUCUUUUGCCUACUUUGAUAGAUGCCUACUCGAGCACUGUGAAUUUGGAGAUUCGAAUGAGGGUCUUGGCGGCGCAGAUAAGAAUCCUUUCCAAUUUCGACAAGGUUAUCAUUUUGGAAGCGCUUGAAGCCGUUCCCUUUGCCUCAUUUCUGGCCUCUAUUCUGUCUCAACAAGACCACACCUCUUUAGUUAGCUACGCAUUGCAGGCUACUGAAUUGCUCUUAAGCCGGCUUGGCGAUAUAUACAGAUAUCAGCUAUAUCGCGAGGGUGUAAUAAGCGAGAUCGAAAAGAUUGCGGGUCUCCCGGCAAAUGGUGACCACGAGUUAUCGCUGCUCGCGCAUGGUUACCCAGCUCUGGAUGCCAUUCAUUCCACCGUUCACAAUACUGGCCACCAGUCGCCCACAGGGAUUUACAAUCACAAACAAGGAGACAAUGUCGACCUCAUUUCAAAUCCAGACCAUGAGGAGCGAACUUAUCAAGGGCGGAACUACGCUUAUGACAGCGACAAUUUCAAUGGACUUUCUAGCUACACAGGCUUAGAGUUAGAGGACGAAGACAGCAACGAGGACAUUGAUGAAGCCGUUGUUGGACAAGUCUUGUCCCAGCACUAUGCCAACGUUGAUGGUGCUGAUGUCGACCGAGUUGACGAUGAAAUGGGCGACGAAGAGGAAGAACUCCGGAAUAGUGAGGAAGGCAUGGAUGCCCAGCCUAGAGGACGUGGCAGUCGCGAUGGAGGUCACGAUGACGAAGUGGAAGGCUCAUCGGCAAGCUCUGGAAAUUCCAUGGUGUCUGAUGAAGCUCCCGCACGACAGCGACGUUUGGAGAACACUCCUUCGCAAGCCCAAAUACGUGAUUUUGCUAGGGAUUUCCUUGCCAGGCAUGAAAUCGAAAGGAAUGAAGAUUCCAUGCGAACAAAAGCGACGCAGACAUUAACAAGUCUCUCGUCAUUGGCGGACGACAUAUCAACAUUAUACUUGGAACGAAAAUCUGCAGUCUCCGCCGACGAAGGUUGCAAACUUUUUACAAGGCUGGCAACUUACUUUGACUCAAACGUCUUUGACAGUGCGACGAGCGCAGAACUGCUAGGGUCCGGAUUGGUCAAUGUUCUUGACAAAGUUUUUGGAAAUCGAGACGAGCACCUCGCCAAUGCAGCCCAAGCAGCAUUCCUCGAUUGCUUUACUAGCCGCCCUGUUAGGUCUCGCACCAGAACGCAUGUAACGGAGAUGCCGAUUACACCGUUCAGCAUUCUUGUCCAUAAAUUACAAGACCUUCUCAGCAGAUCUGAACAUUUUGAAGUUAUCACGGUACACGACAACGCAUUCGAUGGAAAUCAUACUAGUGCUGCAUCAAUGUUAGCAAAGCAAAUCCGGCUGCGCUUGGUGGCAGACGAUGACGCCGGGGUACCGCGUGCUUUCCGAAGCAUCAUGGUUUCGAUUCAUGCUAUCGCGACUUUCAAAAUUCUGGAAGACUACUUGCGGCCCAGAAUUAGCUUGACGGACCGAUCUCGCUUCUUAAGACGGGACGGACUUUCUAGAGCUCUUGCUGCCAUGGCUGAUGCGAGCGUUGAACAUACGGAGACUGCCUUGGCAGCGCGCCUCGUGAAGCGAGAUUCAAAUUUAGGUUCCAAGACCCCUAUAAUGCCCGAAGUUCUCACUGAUGGGUCUGAGACUCAAGAGAGCUCAACUUUGCAUGUCUCACGCCAUGCUCAAAAUGAUCACCAGACCUCUCCAAUGACACGCUCCCAGUCACAACGCGACGUUGGCAAAACGAAGUCCAGCACUCGCCCAAAUUCUAACCCUCUAUCAGUUCCAUCUGGUGUAGGGUUUGAUGCCGAAAGCAAACCCGGCCUCCGUCGAUCAUCUCGCCACCAUACCAACUCAUCCAACUUCAGAGAGCCAGUACAUCCACAAAUCGAGGGCAAUGCACUUGCCAAGGCUUUGGAGUGUAAUGGUGAGAGGCGAAUUUCAGAGCAUGGAGAACUGGAUCUCCCGGUGACAAAUGCCAUGGAGACCAUAGACAGUGGACUUGACGAGGAUAUGAAAAGCAGCGAUGACCGCAGUUCGUCUGCGGUGAACCUGGAGUUUGAGACUGGUGGGAAAAUCACAAGGCAGGCAGUUGGUACUCGCUUACUUAAACCAUCGCAAGGCUCAGCGAAGGACGCGAGCACCAGUUCCAGUGUUUUGACAACCGCCUUGCACGGUAUGUCUCCUGAACCUGCAAAGUCAAGUACCUUGCCAUCAUCCUCACAUAAAUCGGCAUUGCAGUCCACUUCCCAAGACUGGCACUUUGAGUUCAGUCUGGACGGGAGAACUGUGUCUUCGGACAGCACGGUGUAUAGGGCGGUUCUCAAUUCUACUGCUGUUAGUGACGAACAACCGAGUCGGUCUGUUUGGUCCACGAUCCAUACGGUGCGCUAUCGUCGCAUACCAGGUCCCCAAUCCCAGGAACCUUCUGCAUUUGGUUUCCCGGGCGUUGAUAACAGAAGUUUUGGAAGCAGCCUUAGUGAAUCAACUGGUUCAGCUGCUCAAGACGGCUUCGGCAACAGUGUGUCAGUGGGCGCUCUCAAAAACGUUGCCAUCACCACGUCGAUUCUCCGACUUCUUAAAAACCUGCAUGAUUUGAACGCCAAUAUUGAUGAUAUAUUGGUUUCAAGCAAAGAGCCCUCCAAGCCAAACGCUGAGCCAUUGCUGCAGUUCGUCAACACGAAACUUACAGCAAAGCUGAACCGCCAACUGGAAGAACCACUCAUUGUAGCCAGCAACUGCCUGCCUAACUGGAGUGAGGAUCUAGCAAGGAUGUACCCGUUCUUGUUUCCCUUUGAGACUCGUCACCUCUUUUUGCAGUCUACCUCGUUUGGAUACGCCCGUUCUAUGGCACGAUGGCAGAAUGCACAGGUGCAAGACGAGUCACGCGGCGUUCGCCGUGACGAUCGCCCUUUUCUGGGACGCCUCCAAAGGCAAAAGGUUAGGAUUUCCAGGUCGAAGAUACUCGAAUCGGCAGUGAAAGUCAUGGAGCUUUAUGGGACCUCGCAGAGCAUACUUGAAGUUGAAUAUUUCGAAGAAGUGGGUACUGGGCUGGGGCCAACUCUCGAAUUUUAUUCUACUGUUUCGAGGGAAUUUUCUAAGAAGAAACUUAGGCUUUGGCGGGACAAUGAUCUUGGGGACUCUGAGUUUGUGUCGGGACCGAACGGACUGUUCCCACGUCCUAUUUCUGCAGAAGAUGCAGAGGGUACGAACGGCGAGCGCUUGAUGAGCCUUUUCAAAGCACUGGGCAGGUUUGUGGCCAGGUCUAUGCUUGAUUCACGCAUCAUUGAUAUCAACUUCAACCCUAUCUUCUUCCGCAUAGGAAACGAAUCCCAGGGGAUGCGGCCAUCUCUUGGUGCUGUAAAAGUUGUUGACCCGACGUUGGCUCGAUCGCUUUUACUCAUCAAGAAGUUUGCGAAUGCUAAGAAGGUUAUCGAAGAGGGUGUUGAUCUGUCAGCUACUGAAAAGGCGGCUGGCAUUCAGGCCAUCACUAUUGACGACACCAGCAUCGACGACCUUUCCCUUGAUUUCACCUUGCCCGGCUACCCAGAUAUUGAGCUGAUUCCGGGAGGCUGCCAUAUCAGCGUUACCAUGAGUAAUGUUGAUACAUAUGUUGACAAGGUUGUGGCGAUGACCUUAGAAGGAGGCGUGCGAUUGCAAGUGGACGCUUUUCGCAAAGGCUUUUCGGAAGUGUUUCCGUAUUCUGCCCUGAGUGCAUUCACACCUGACGAGCUUGUGUCACUUUUCGGUCACGUGGACGAAGAUUGGUCCCUUGAAACACUUUCGGAUUCUAUUAAAGCCGACCACGGCUUCAACAUGGAUAGCCGGAACGUCAAAAAUCUUCUCCAAGUCAUGAGCGAAAUGUCGCUAGUCGAAAGGCGCGAAUUCCUGCAAUUCGCAACAGGGAGUCCGAGGCUCCCCAUUGGUGGAUUCCGCAGCUUGACGCCUAUGUUCACAGUGGUUUGCAAGCCCAGUGAGGCGCCAUACUCGUCGGACGAUUAUCUCCCAAGUGUGAUGACCUGUGUUAAUUAUCUCAAGCUUCCUGACUAUACCAGCAUCGAUGUUCUCCGAAAGCAACUUUUCACAGCCAUCAAGGAGGGACAGGGUGCUUUCCACCUCUCGUGA
Molecule: messenger RNA, 5685 nt
Organism: Sporothrix schenckii 1099-18
Lineage: Eukaryota; Fungi; Ascomycota; Sordariomycetes; Ophiostomatales; Ophiostomataceae
Product: E3 ubiquitin-protein ligase TRIP12
Exons: 3
Coding region: 1-5685 (1894 amino acids)
Biological process (GO): protein polyubiquitination; proteasome-mediated ubiquitin-dependent protein catabolic process
Cellular component (GO): nuclear speck
Molecular function (GO): ubiquitin protein ligase activity
Source: RefSeq, a predicted model, not a curated record